Messenger RNA from Phragmites australis (common reed), 870 nucleotides. RefSeq names its product protein translation factor SUI1 homolog. The transcript is spliced from 6 exons. The record is from RefSeq and is a predicted model, not a curated record. NCBI's taxonomy places the organism in Eukaryota, Viridiplantae, Streptophyta, Magnoliopsida, Poales, Poaceae. Gene Ontology annotation, molecular function: translation initiation factor activity; RNA binding. The coding region runs from base 280 to 627 and encodes 115 amino acids. Gene Ontology annotation, biological process: translational initiation.
AGGAAAAGGGUGGCAAGAAACAAGGACCGCCCUCCUCCUCCCGUCUAUAAAUUCCCCUCCUCUUCUCCUCUUUACUUAGGAGGCAUCGAAGCCAAGAAAAGGGAGGAGCACCAAGGACUACAGGCGCCUUUUCAGGAUCCACAUCUUCCUGAGAGAGUUCUUGGUGUUGAUCUCUUCCUCUUCGACCACCUCCCAGGGUUCUACUGUCUUCGUUAUAAUCAGCCCUGUCGAGAAAUAAAGCUCUUGGUGUAGCUUGCUACUCUCACAAGCAAAGUUUUCAUGUCUGAUCUCGACGUUCAGAUCCCAACUGCCUUCGAUCCCUUCGCUGAGGCCAAUGCUGGGGACUCUGGUGCGGCUGCAGGAUCAAAGGACUACGUUCAUGUACGCAUCCAGCAGCGUAAUGGCCGCAAGAGUCUGACGACUGUCCAGGGAUUGAAGAAGGAAUUCAGCUACAACAAGAUCCUGAAAGAUCUGAAGAAAGAGUUCUGCUGCAAUGGUACAGUCGUCCAGGACCCAGAACUUGGCCAGGUCAUUCAACUCCAGGGUGAUCAGAGGAAGAACGUCUCAAAUUUCCUUGUCCAGGCUGGCAUUGUGAAAAAGGAACACAUCAAGAUUCAUGGUUUCUGAGCAACUGCCAAGUCCAUAGCAAGACCUGCAUGCAAAGCAGCUAUAUACCUGGGGUGGAGCAUAUCCGGUUGUGUACUACUAGCAGGCGAAUGCCUGCGCAUUCUGCAAUACACAUAAAACCUAGCCACCUCCCUGUGUGUAUGCUCGUUACCGUUGUGUCGAAUCUUGUACGAGGCACCAUCAUUCGAUGGUUUGUUACCCUUGCUCGUCAAGAUUGAAUAACAGAUGUUAUUUGAAGUGUUA